Molecule: messenger RNA, 891 nt
Organism: Closterium sp. Naga37s-1
Lineage: Eukaryota; Viridiplantae; Streptophyta; Zygnematophyceae; Desmidiales; Closteriaceae
Source: the annotation of a GenBank genome assembly
AUGGCGAAACCCCUCUUAGUAACCCCCAAAUCCCCACACACAUUCAACCACCCCCUCUUAACCUUCCCCCCCAUAACAGCCGCCUCCUUGGACCGCACUCCCCCCCCCCCUUUCUUCCUCCACACCCCUGCCCCACCCACGCUGCUGGCGGGGUCUCUGCUGGCGGGGUCUCUGCUGGCGGGGGUCUCUGCUGGCGGGGUCUCUGCUGGCGGGGUCUCUGCUGGCGGGGUCUCUGCUGGCGGGGUCUCUGCUGGCGGGGUCUCUGCUGGCGGGGUCUCUGCUGGCGGGGUCUCUGCUGGCGGGGUCUCUGCUGGCGGGGGUCUCUGCUGGCGGGGUCUCUGCUGGCGGGGUCUCUGCUGGCGGGGUCUCUGUUGGCGGGGUCUCUGCUGGGGGGGGUCUCUGCUGGCGGGGGUCUCUGCUGGCGGGGUCUCUGCUGGCGGGGUCUCUGCUGGCGGGGGUCUCUGCUGGCGGGGGUCUCUGCUGGCGGGGUCUCUGCUGGCGGGGGUCUCUGCUGGCGGGGUCUUUGCUGGCGGGGUCUCCGCUGGCGGGGGUCUCUGCUGGCGGUGUCGCUGCUGGCGGCUGGCGCUGGUGCUGGUGCCUGGUGUCGGUGCUGGUGCUGAUGCUGGCGGACGUCCCGCCGUCACCCCUUUCCCCCUUUUCGCCUCCCCCCCACAGCGCUCCGCCGCCACUCCCUUCCCCUCCUCCCUCUCCCCCCCAAAGCGACCGCCGCUGCACCUGCGAACACGCGGGGAUCUGACGGCGGGUAGUGGGCUGGCUAGCGCGUCGGUUGGCGAGGUGGCUGGUGGUCCGCCGCCAUGCCCUUCCCCCUUCCCCCUCUCCCCCCAUAUUGCGACCGUCGCUGCACACGCUUACAGCCGCGACGUUGGGUGA